GUCAAAGCUGCAAGACCCACCCUCAGCAGCCUGCAGAGUCUUCCUCCUUCCCCGGCUUGCUCAGAGCGUCCGGGCUUCGUAACUCAGAGCCACCAAAAUGGCUACGUUCCCGUCCUUUUCCCUGCUCUUCCUGGUGGCUGGGGCGUGCAUGACUCCACGGGGCUCCAGCGAGGAGAUCAUCGGGGGGAAGGAAGUGACCCCCCACUCCAGGCCCUUCAUGGCCUCCCUCCAGCGCCACGGCGUCCACCUUUGCGGAGGCGUCCUCAUCCACCCGCGGUGGGUGCUGACGGCGGCCCACUGCCACCCCCGGUACACCAAACAGCAGUCCUUCAAAGUGGUGUUAGGAGCCCACUCUCUGUCUCAGAGCGAGGACUCCAAACAGAAGUUCGACGUCCUGAAGUUCAUCCCAUUCCCAGGAUACUCCUCAGAUCCCAUCUCGAACGACAUCAUGCUGGUUCAGCUUCACACGGCCGCAAAACUCAACGAGAAUGUCCAGCUGCUCCAGCCAAGCACCAAGAACGAUAUUACAGCCGGAACCAAAUGCCAGGUCACCGGCUGGGGCGCCACCGACCGGGUCACCUUGAAACCCUCGGACACCCUGAGAGAAGUCACUGUCACCGUCAUCAGUCACAAGCUGUGCAACAGCCCCGAUUAUUACAACCACAACCCCGUCAUCCUCAAGGGCAUGGUGUGCGCGGGGGACGCCAGAGGCCGGAAGGACUCCUGCCAGGGUGACUCCGGCGGCCCCUUGGUCUGCAGCGGCUCCUUCUACGGCCUGGUGUCCUCGGGUCGUAAGUGCGGCGAGGCCAAGAAACCUGGAAUCUACAUCCUCUUCAUGCAGAAGUUCCAGGCCUGGAUCAAACGCCAGCUGCCCCCGCCUCCCGCACACUGAGGCGGCCGGCGAUUUUCCAGGGUCUGCCCGUUACUCGGUUGUGGGGGUUGUUUGUCUUCCCCGUGACACGUUCCACGGGCCACCCGUGUACCUCCAGGUGCGGCUGGAUGCGGCUGGGGACAGCCGGGGUCCCCUCCUGCCCCCUGAGGACUGACUUCAUUACAGGAUCAAGUUCUUUUUCGCAGGUCUCGCGGGUGUAUCUCUGCCAUGCUUACUUCAUUCUGAAUAAAAUGUAGAAGAG
Phyllostomus hastatus (greater spear-nosed bat) is the source of this 1133-nucleotide messenger RNA. RefSeq names its product granzyme K (gene GZMK). NCBI's taxonomy places the organism in Eukaryota, Metazoa, Chordata, Mammalia, Chiroptera, Phyllostomidae. Gene Ontology annotation, molecular function: serine-type endopeptidase activity. The transcript is spliced from 5 exons. The record is from RefSeq and is a predicted model, not a curated record. Bases 98 to 892 code for a protein of 264 amino acids. Gene Ontology annotation, biological process: proteolysis.